Racocetra persica is the source of this 166-nucleotide messenger RNA. Lineage: Eukaryota; Fungi; Glomeromycota; Glomeromycetes; Diversisporales; Gigasporaceae. The record is from the annotation of a GenBank genome assembly.
UAUUAAACUUGUAAAAAUGAAUAGUAAUAAUGAAUACAUCUCUGAUAUUAACUGUUCAGAUAACAAUGAACCUUAUGAUACUAAUGAGGAUUCUAUUCAAGAAUCAAGUACGAAUAAAAUUCAGAUAAGGCUUAUUCAAACUAAAAAAAAAUUGGCCCCCAUCUAG